This is a messenger RNA of Stegostoma tigrinum, 14588 nucleotides long. RefSeq names its product protein-methionine sulfoxide oxidase mical3a-like. Lineage: Eukaryota; Metazoa; Chordata; Chondrichthyes; Orectolobiformes; Stegostomatidae. The transcript has 45 exons. Gene Ontology annotation, molecular function: protein binding; FAD binding. The record is from RefSeq and is a predicted model, not a curated record. The coding region runs from base 459 to 7112 and encodes 2217 amino acids.
UGUGGAGCAGGGGAAGGCUUUGGUUGCUGCACGCAGACAGUGUAUGUGUGUGUGUGAGAGAGAGAUAUGCUGUGACAGCUGGGGGAAUGCAGUCAGAGCGGGCACAGCUCGAUACACAACUCCUCCUCCUCCUCCUCCUUCCAGCCUCCGAUAAACAGCGAGAGGGAUUCCCUGCCACACCAUGGUCCAGGCAUCUGACUCAGUAUCAUUGCUUCACUUUGUAGUUUAUGCUGUCACUCUGCCACUGGUCACGUGCAGGUCUGCUUCCGGAUCUGUGCCUCUGGAACAUCCAGAACGUUACUGGCUGCUUUGAAGAUCUGAAACACGGCAAGUCGAUUCCGGGGCUCCUGGUUGGCUUCUGUUGCUCGGAUAUUGGAGGGUCAGAAUGAGUGAGACUGUCAGCUGAAAAAGGGCAAGAACUGAUCCAGGCCUGCGUUUUGGGACCGUGGCCUUGCAACAUGGGGGACAGAGAAAAAUCCAAAAUUGAGCAAUCCCACAUGCUGUUCGAUAACUUCAUCCAAGCAACAACCUGCAAAGGCACAUUCAAAGGUUUUCAGGAGCUAUGUGAGAUUCUAGACAUCACCAAAAUUGAUUUUCACAACUUUUACCCCAAGCUUAAAUCCAAACUCAAUUACUGGAAAGCAAAAGCACUUUUUUCAAAACUGGAUAAACGAGGAAGUCACAAGGAUUACAAGAAGAACACAGCUUGUGCCAAUACAAAGUGUCUGGUGAUUGGAGCUGGUCCUUGUGGCCUGCGAACAGCCAUUGAGCUGGCAUUCCUUGGAGCCAAAGCCAUCAUCGUAGAGAAACGGGACACCUUCUCUAGAAACAAUGUCUUGCACUUGUGGCCAUACACUAUUCAGGACCUGCGCAACCUGGGAGCAAAGAAGAUCUAUGGGAAAUUCUGUGCCGGAGCCAUUGACCAUAUCAGUAUUCGACAGCUGCAGCUUGUCCUGCUUAAGAUUGCCUUGAUCCUGGGCGUUGAGAUUCAUCUGAAUGUGGAGUUCCGCGGACUGCUCCCACCCAGAUGCCAGAAUAAUUCAAAUGCUGGCUGGAGAGCAGAGAUAAAUCCUCCAACCAGCAAAGUGACACUGUUUGAGUUCGAUGCUGUGAUUGGCGCUGAUGGUCGAAGGAAUACUCUGGAAGGGUUUCGGAGGAAAGAAUUCCGGGGGAAAUUGGCGAUUGCUAUCACUGCCAACUUCAUUAACCGGCACACACGGGAGGAGGCCCAGGCCCAGGAGAUCAGUGGCGUUGCCUUCAUCUUCAACCAGAAGUUUUUUCAGGACCUGCGGGAAGCCACGGGCGUAGAUUUAGAAAAUAUUGUUUACUACAAGGAUGACACGCAUUAUUUUGUGAUGACUGCGAAGAAGCAGAGCCUUUUGGAGAAGGGAGUGAUUCUACAGGAUUUCUCUGACACUGAAAGGCUUCUUUCCCGGAAUAACAUGAAUCAAGAAGCACUCCUGAACUAUGUGAAGGAGGCUGCCAACUUUUCCACCAAUCAUCAGCUGCCACGCCUAGACUUUGCCAUGAACCAUUAUGGCCAGCCUGACGUGGCCAUGUUUGACUUCACAUGUAUGUACGCCUCCGAGAACGCAUCAUUGAUACGUGAGGAGAAUGGCAAAAGGCUUCUGGUAGCCCUGGUUGGGGAUAGUUUGCUUGAACCUUUUUGGCCUAUGGGAACUGGGAUAGCACGUGGAUUUCUUGCUGCUUUUGAUACUGCCUGGAUGGUGCGGAAUUGGGCACAAGGUGCAACUCCCCUGAAAGUGCUGGCAGAGAGGGAAAGUAUUUACAGGUUACUGCCUCAGACUACACCAUCGAACAUCAGCAAGAACUACAACCUCUACAGUAUUGACCCUGUCACUCGCUACCCCAAGGUCAACAUUCAUGUGCUAGAUGAAAAUCAGGUGCGGCACUUGUAUAAUACUGGAGAGCAAAAGAAUCUGCCAGGAUCAGAAACUGCGGUUAUUCCAAGAUCACCAAAGUUUAAACAAAGUGACUCUUUGGCCCGAUCGAAUAAACUACUCGCUUGGUGCCAGAAGCAGACCCAGGGGUAUAAGAACGUCAAUGUGAUCGAUCUGACCACGUCAUGGAAAAGUGGCCUGGCACUUUGCGCUAUCAUCCACCGUUACAGGCCAGACCUAAUAGACUUUGAUCAGCUGAAUGAGAAGGAUGUGGAGAGCAAUAACCAGAUGGCGUUUGACAUUGCUGAGCGGGAGUUUGGAAUUUCCCCCAUAAUGACAGGAAAAGAAAUGGCAGCAGUGGGUGAACCAGACAAACUGAGCAUGGUGAUGUACCUGUCACAGUUCUACGAGAUGCUGAAGGACACGGCUCCAGAGGAAUAUCUACUCAGUUUUCAUGAUAAAUCAAACGUUGUGAGUGCUACAAAGUCACCGAUCUCCUUCCUCAGCAGACUGGGACAGUCCAUCACUCGCAAGAGGGGGCCUAAGGCAUCUCCUGAGAAACUAACCAGGCUGCCAGGAAAGCAAGAUAGUUUAGAACAAGGGACACAGACGAUGAUGCCAGAGAAACAAGACCUUUAUGUAUCUAAGAUGCAAACCAGGGUGCCAGUGAAAGAUGACUUCUAUGUAUCUAAGAUGCAAACCAGGGUGCCAGUGAAAGAUGAUUUGUUUAGGGACAAGUCAGUAGCCAAGCUGCCAAAGAAACAAGACCUUCAUGUAACUAAGUUUCUAACCAGGGUGCCAGUGAAAGAUGAUACUUUAGAGCAUGGGACACAAACCAGGAAGCCAGAGAAACAAGAGGAACGGGACCCCUACCAGAAGGGCAGCGUCAAAUGCAUUGCUAAUCAGUUCCUGGCCAAGUCCGAUAGUAAUGCCCCAGGGCCAUCGCAUGGACUGAAACGACAACGACCAAACCUCUUUGAGGGCGAGGAUCCUGACCAACAACCUCACACUAGACCAGGGGAGAUCACACAACUUAAUGCUGGACCUCAGUGGAAACAGCGAAGAGAUGUGCUGCCAUUGCGAGCUUGUCCCAAGACAGUAAUAAUGCUUCCUUGGCCUCUUCCUGGGUCAUCUCGCUGCACACAGCAAUCAAUGAAGAAGAAGGAGUUCCCCUCACAGUUUGGAGGCAGUGAUGUUUGCUAUUUUUGUGGCAAGCGAGUUUAUGUGAUGGAGCGUCUGAGUGCUGAAGGGAAGUUCUUUCACCGUGGCUGCUUCAAAUGUGCGUACUGUGGUGUAACACUCCGACUUGCGAGCUACGCCUAUAAUCCAGAGAAUGGAAAGUUCUACUGUAAGCCUCAUUAUCGACUGGCAGGACGUGAGGCCAGGAAAAGAUCAGCAACUCCUCCAGCACAAGCCCAGGAGAAGGUUUCUCCUCCCCAGCUGCCAAGCGUGAACCCGGUUGAAGUGCCGGACUCCAAGAUGCAGUACACUGAUGGAGCUGCAGUGGCGUUUACUGAUGCCCUGGCAGAACCAUGCCAGGCAAAGCGAAUACGCAGUACGCCUGAAAGGAUCGAGCUGGAAAAUAUCCGAGUUUCACUGGAGCGCGAGGAAGAUCUCCAGGAGGUGCCUGAGGAGACACUUGCAGAACACAACCUGAGCAGUGCAUUUCAGCAAAUCAGCCAGGAGCCAGAUAGCAGUUGCAGCAGCUCUGAGUAUGAAAUGGAAGAUGAUGAAGAGGAGGAGGAAGACGAAGAAGAUGAUGAAAGUGCACAAGCUCCCUCAGACCUGGGUGGUGUCCCCUGGAUGGAAGCUGUGAGGAUUCAUAGGUUACUGAAAGGUGACCUGGAGGGAGACAGUGAGCCUGAAGAUGAGGAGCAGUCAGAAUCGAGUUAUGAGGGUGAGUACUGCCCCUGGGAAAGGGAGCUCCAGUUUGGGCUCUGGCUCCGUCAGCUGUCUGAUGAAGAGGACAACCCUUCGUUCAGAGCUUCGGGUCUGCGAGUGCGCCAGAUCCUCAGUCCCAUCGACCCUUUGGAAAUCAAGGCCGAUGUUCACUGGACACAUAUCACAGGCCAGGAAGGGGAAGACACAGCAAGAUCUGCACCUCCUGAAGCCUCUGAUGCUCCCCCAUUUCGGAACGAAGCAGUUCGAGCAUGGUUGGAUUCCGUGUCCAGAGAACAGCAGCUAGAGGUGGAAUUAAGCCCAGUUGAUGAUGACGACGUGGAGGAUGAGGAAGAUGAUGAUGGAGCAACAUUCGAUGACGAUAUUGCAUCAGACGCAGAGGCCGAGAACUUGAUUUCUUAUACAGAGGAGCUGGAGCAGUUAGUGCGGGAGAAGGAGGAAGCCUGUGGUGAGAUUGGAACUCCAGGUGGAUUCAAACCAGCACAGGGAGUGCACUCAGUGAGCAGUUUGGAUCUUCAAUUAUUGUCUGACAGGACACAGAAAAGUCAGCCUGAGCAGCAGUUUGACCUCCAGUCUCCCAGAGUUCCCAUUGUGACACCACUCGACUUUGACAGGAGAAUGACAUCAUCGCAGGAAGUGAGCACCCCCCUAUUAGACCAUCCUCCCGUACAAUCACAACCUCUAUGCUACACAGAAACCCCAUCACCUUGUUCACCAGUGAAGUCUCAGCCCACUGUUUCUUCUCUGGCACAGAGCUCUGGCACUGCCCCACCUCAUCCUACCCCUCAGGCACAGAGUCCAGGCAGUGGGCCAUCCCCUCAUACCCCCUUGGCGAAGAACCCUGGCACUACCCCAUCCCAUCCUUGUCCUCUGGCACAGAGCCCCAGCAGUGCCCUAUCCCCUGUUAUCUCUUUGGCACAGAGCCCCAGCAUUGCCCCAUCACCUGUUACCUCUCUGCCACAGAGCCCUGGUACUGCCCCAUCAGUUAUCUGCUGCCAUCCACUAACCUGUUCUGAAGUGACAAUUCCCAUUAAAGUUCAGUCACCAGUGAAAACUCAGCCUGUGUGCAGUAUCCUCACUUCCACCCCACUCGUCACCCUUAGCACAGAGUCACACAACAAGGUGACAGAAAGACUGGCUGACCUGGGUGGAGACAAGCUCUCCCAAAAGGACCCUGUUGAUGAGUUCUGGCUCAGGAGUAUGGAACUCAGGAGGAAUCUGGGGGUCAGCCCUGUGGACCGAACCAGUGGCUCUGAAACCAGUUUCACCUUGUCCACCACUGGGUCAGCCUCCCCUCAAUCUUUCACACCAGACGAGAUGUUUGAGGAGCACAGGAGCCACACAGCAAGUCCACCUCGUACAUCCAGUAUAUCGGGUAUGGAGGAACAGCCCCUGGCAUCUGUCACCCCAAGCCCCUCUACUGGGCUGGAUCCCAAGAGUUCAGAUGGUGCUCAGCACAAUUUGAGCAGCACCUCUGGGCUUGGUCUGAAUGGAAGCUUGAGCAACACCAGGACAGCAGCCAGUGUGAGCCUGAACAACUCGGACAGUAUGUUAACUCCACCGUCUAGCCCACCUCCUCCACCUCCUGCUGAUGAGGAGCCGGCAACCCUCCGACGGAGGAAGGUCCAGGAGAGGAAGGCGAGUGGGACCAAGAGCAGCCCUGCAUUGGUCAGUCGUGAGCAACUAGGGCCAGCUCAUGACACAGCAGUAGGCAGUCAGCCUGACAGUAUGAGGAAGUCUCUUGCAGACAGCAUUGAUGAGAUUCCCUUCGCCGAUGAUGUAGAAGAUACGUACGAUGACCGGACACCCAAUACCAGCGUCCAGGAGCAAUUCUGUACACCCCCAAGCAGCCAGCCCAAACAGGAGAAAGUCUCUCCGUUGCACUUAGCCCAGGCUGCAGUCUCAAAGCUAACAACUCCAAAACAGAGACUCUUGACAUACAUCACACCAGAGGCCAAAGAGAUAGCCAAGGAAAGAAUGAGGGCUCGAGAGAAGUCUGUAAAGAGCCAGGUGCUCCGGGAUGCUAUGGAGAAGCAGCUGAGGAAGAUGAGAGACAUGGAAAUGAGUGAAGACUCCCCUGGCCAGGCGAGGAGUGGGCAAAGACAGGCGAGAGCUCAGGAGGCACCCUGGCCUGACGCCACCUUCCCCUCGAGCAUCAGGUUAACUAAUGGCCACAAGCAGGAGUUGCUGGGAGACAGGUUCCUGAGCUCCACGGCCAUUCAGGAGUCCAUCGUUGAAGGUUCUGGCGCCUCUUCGGAGGACUCCACUGGUAAAAUUAAGAAGAGGGCGUCUUUAUUUUCACCACGAAAGAGCAAAAAGGAGAAGAAAUCAAAGAGCGACAGUAGGCAAUCUCAGAAGGCGAGCGGCCCAGCCGAAGAUCUCCCCAAACCCAAAUCUCUCUGGAAAUCGGUCUUCUCCAGUUACAGAAAGGACAGGAAGAAGAAGGAGGAGACACCAUGUUCCAGUACACCGUCCAGCAGCAACACUAUUGAUUCCAGCAGCAAACACUCAAGGAAUAUCCUCCACACAGCAGCAGGACUCCAGCUUGGGCAGCAUCUGAGCUUAUCAGAAGAUUCAGACUUGUCAAGCGAUGAUGUAUUGGAGAGGAAUUCCCAGUGGUCAAGGCGAGAGAAACCCUAUACUGAGGAGGAGCUCAAUUCCAAGCUGACUCGGAGGGUGCAAAGGGCAGCUCGGAGACAGGCCAAGCAGGAGGAGCUGAAGAGGCUGCACAGGGCACAGAUUAUUCAGCGACAGCUCGAGCAGGUGGAGGAGAAGCAGCGUCAGCUGGAGGAGAGAGGUGUGGCUGUUGAGAAAGCUCUCCGUGGAGAAGCAGACUAUUGGGGAGAGUCUAGUUACAGUGAAAUCCUCGACAUGCAUCUGGGUGUUGAGGCCCUUGUUGGAGCUCCGCGGCGAAGACCUCUUUCCUUCUGCCACUGCUGUACCCACAACCGAGGAAUGGGAAAAAAAGAUGAUCCUCGACUGAUGCAGGAAUGGUUUAAACUGGUGCAAGAGAAGAACAGCCUGGUCCGCUAUGAGUCUGAGUUGAUGAUCUUUGCCCGGGAGCUUGAGCUGGAAGAUCGGCAGAGCCGGUUGCAACAGGAACUCCGUGAGCGCAUGGCUAUAGAUGACAAUCUGAAGAGCAGUGAGGAGCUGACAGAGGAGAAGCGGAUUCUGAAUGAGAUGCUGGAGGUGGUUGAACAGCGAGAUUCCCUUGUGGCCCUGCUGGAGGAGCAGAGACUGCGGGAGAAGGAGGAAGACAAGGACCUGGAGGCUGUGAUGCUGAGCAAGAGCUACAACCUGAACUGGUCAUAAUGCAGCUUGCCCAAGGGAAGGAAAGGGUUUGGGUAGAAGGAAUGGGGAGGGGAAGGAUAUUUUGACAGAAACAACAGGAGAAUGGCAGAUGAGACACUGUCCAAACAAGACCUGAGAAAAACCCUCAUGUAGCCCCCCACCUGCCCACGGGUUGGUCCUGGGCAAUGAGCUGCUAGACACGAAAAGCCUCAUUCAGAUAGCUGGUGUUGGUAAUGACUACUGAGGAUAGGCAGGAGGGGGAUGUUCAGCCAGGCCAUGGGAAUAGCUGAUACACACAGGCCUCAGCCAGACCCCAACUGAGGACCAUGAGUGACCAGCUACUCCUCCCAAAUAUUCAAACCAAUCGGUCACAUUUCCACAUUCAGCGGGGAAUGCAAAAAGGAGUGUAGGACAUGAGGCUGUCCAGUACAGAGAUGUUAAUGAAUUCUUCAAACAUGACCUCAAACAGGUUACCUGCUGGAAGUGAGAAAAAAAGAGGAUAUUGCAAACACUUUGCAAAUCAGGCGGGAUCCUUGGAGAGGAAAACAAACUAAAUCUUUGAAACGUAUUUCAGAGUUCCAGCAGGCACUGUAUUUGCUCUGGUGUUUGAGUCAAAUUUUUUUCUUCCUCUUCACUCUUGCUUUCUCUAGUCUGGCAGAGAAUCUCCAGCAAACUCUGGGACGCUGCCAACAAUGCCACAGCAUUGAGUGUCACAGGCUGCAUAAACCUGUUGCUACUGCUGAGUACAGUCCAGUGUCAUUCUGGGAUGUGGGCAAUGUUGGCCAAACAGUAGGUAAUACAGAAAGCUGCUCAAUCCUUAACAAGCUGUAUGAGUUUCAAAUGGUGGGACUACAGAAUGGCAGGGAAAUACAACAUUCAACAGUCAAAUAAUUUGGAAGGUUUCAGCACCUUUCCACUUUCACACACACACUGUACCCCGUCCAAAACCCCAACUUCACAAGCACACACACAAGUCUCCCAUCUAAAACCCCCCCAACACACACACACACACAGAGUCUCCUAUCCAAAUCCCCACCCUCACAAAUACACACUGUACCCCAUCCAAAUCCCCACCCUCUCACACACACACAUACACGCGCAUGCACACACACAGUAUACCAUCCAAACCUGCACCCUGUCAUGCACAGCCUCCCAUCCAAACCCCCACCCUCACUCUCACAUUGUACCGCAUCCAACUCAGCUCAGGAGUUCAUUACAGCCUUAGUUCACACAUUGACAGAAGAGCUGAAUUUUCAAGGUGAGGUGAAAAUGGCAGUCCUCGGGAUAAACGCCCAAUUUGUCUGAGUGUGGCAUCAAAGAGCUCUAGAGAAACUGGAAUCAAUGGGUAUCGAGGGGACAAACUCUCCACUGGUUGGAGUCAUGCCUGGCACAUAGGAAGGUGGUUAUCAUUGUUGGAGGUCAGCCAUCCCAGCUCCAGAAUACCUCUGCACGAAUUCCUCGGGAUUGUGUCCUAGGCUCAACCAUCUUCAGCUCUUCAUCAAUGACCGUCCCUGUAUCUAAGAUCACAGAUGAUUGCACAAUGUUCAGCACCAUUCAUGAUUUCUCAGAUACUGAUGCAGCUCAUGUUCAAUUGCAGCAUAUCCUUGUUUGAGUUAACAAAUGUCAGGCAAUGACCAUUAAGAGAGAAUCUAACCAUCACUGAAUCCUCCCACUAUCACCAUCCUGGGAGUUACCAUUGACCAGAAACUGAACUCAACUCAAUAAAUAAAUAGUGGCUACAAGAGCCAAUCAGAGGCUAGCAAGUAACUCACUUCCGGACUCCCCAAAACCUGUACACCAUCUAGAAACCACAAGUCAGAUGUGUGAUGGAAUACUCCCCACUUUCCUGGAUGCGUGUAUCUCCAGCAACACUCUAGAAGCUUGGCACUGUCCAGGACACAGCAGCUCACUUGAUUGGCACCACAUCCACAAGCAUCCACUCCUUCCGCCACUGACAGUCAGUAGCAGCAGUGUGUACUAUCUACAAGAUGCACUGCAGAAAUUCACCAAAGAUCCUCAGAUAGCACUUUGCAAACCCAUGGCCACUUCCAAAGAGGACAAGGGCAGCUGAUACAUGGGCACACUACCAUCUCCCCUCCAAGCCACUCACCAUCCUGACUUGGAAAUACAUCACCUUUCCUUCACUGUUACUGAGUCAGAAUCCUGGAAUUCACUCUCUAAGAGCAUUGUGAGUCUACCCACGACACAUGGACUGUAGCAGUUCAAGAAGGCAGCUCACCACCACCUUCAUAGGCAAUAAAUUCUGGCCAUCCAGCAACACCCUACAUCCCAUUAGGACAAUGCCUAUCCUAAUUCUCAUCCCUUCACAUUGCCCCUCACACUUCUGUCUAACUGGUAAAUCCCUUCACUUCCCUUUGACCCCCACAAGACUUUCCUAAUUUCCCUCCAUUCUUGUCACUCAGUUGUUCCUUCUUGUCUGGCUCUGAAUGUUAAUAUAAACUACCCAGACUCUGCUGAUCAGUCCUGUCUACACUGGAGCCAUGCCUGUGUGUAUUUGCAUGUUCAAGUAUGUCCUGGUGUAGUGUGAACAGAUUUCUGUCUCUUGCGGUGACACCUGGAUACGGUAGUAUUGGAUACUGAUAAUCUGACAGUGUUAUGUGAGAGGGAGUGUCUGUGUGUGUGUGCGUGUGCGCGCGUCCACACGUGCAGGUCGAAUUAGAAACUAUGCGUGUGGGUGAUUUGGCGGUGGGUUGGGGCAUGUGUGGGGUAUGUUAGAAUCUGCACAGUGGAGUGCAGAAGUAUUUAAAAAUGAAAUCCUGUGGGUUGGUGAGACCAGUCAUAAUUCAGGUGAAGAUUGUGGAUGGAAGUCUGUGUUUGGGUACAUUUCCACUCAAACUGGAGUCUAAUUCAGAUGAAAAUUGGGAUGUGUCCACAGACUGGGGAAAAGAACCCCUCUAGUAGUCAGCUCUCUGGGAGUGGAUUUGCAGACUUGUCUGUAAACCAGAUUUGUUCCCAGUGGGAACAUUAUUUAAAUGUGAUUGUACACUGUGCUUUAGAUUAAACUCAUGCUCUUUUCACUGCUGUCAACUUGCACUGUGGCCGUUGUGUAUCGGGAUUACCACAGGAAAAGACAGAGUGUGUCUCAGUACAGACUGUCAACACAAAUGCUGGUGCAGAGUUCACUGGCCUGGCACCAGUUUAGACAAACAAACAUCUUAUAGAGUCACUUUACCCCAACAACGUUCAGGAGCAGCGUACACAAAACCAGCAGAAACAGUCAGUCACUAUGAGAGCAGCUGCCAGCAACAACCGCCUGUAAAAAGGAGAAGGCAACUUCCGGCUCACAGAAACCCCCUCCAUCAUACUCUCCCUUCCUCACACUCCCUCUGUCACACCCUCCCUCCCUUACACACUCUCCUUCCCUCACAUUCUCUCCCUCACACUCUGUCUCCCAUUCUCUCCCUCACACUCUGUCUCCCUCAAGUAAUCAAUCACUCAUUCACACUAACUUUCAAACUCUCUCUGUCACAGACCCAUUCUCUGACACACUCUUGCAGUGCCUCACACAUUCUCCUUCACAUGCUUUCUUCCUCAUACUCCCUCACUCUCUCCUUCACACUCCUACACCCUCACGCUGCUCUUUCUUCAUCACUCUCACACUAUCACUACCAGAAUCUCACUCCUAUUCUCCGUCACUUCCACAUUCACUUUCUCACUCACCUCACACAUUCCUCAUUCAAUCCCUCUAUCUCUGACUUGCUCACUCUCAUUCCCCUAUUCACUUCCACUGUCAAUUCCUCACACUCUCACUCAGUCCAUCAGUCUCUCAUUCUCCUUUAAACACUCCCUUCCUGACACACUCCCUUCUUAACACUCACGCAAUCUCUCAUAUGGUCCCACAGAAUUGUGCUGCAUCAGGCCAUUCGGCCCAUCCUACCUGCACCAGUUCUACUCUAAGUGCCAAUCUGCUGCCUUUGGCCCUGCAGACUAUUUCUAUCCAAUGCCUCUAUUGAACCUGCCAUCCACCACAUUUCUAGAUAUAAAUGCUCCCUGUCUGAAAAAGAUGUUUUUCACAUCACUUGUUCUUUUGUAAAUUGUUUUGAAUCCCAUUUUGGUUCUAUUAUGGUGAAAAUAACUUGUCCCUAUCCACUCUGCUCAGCCAUCUCUUUCCUUACAACUGAAGUUUCUCAUUCCCGGAACCAUUCCUAUAAAUUGCUUCUGCACUCUCUCUAAUACAGUCACAUCUUGCUGGAAAUGUGGCACCACAGCUGCUAACAGUACUCCAGCUGGGGUCUAAUGGUUGUCUUAUAUAAGUUCAACAUCAGAUCCUUGCUCUUGUACUCCAUGUCAAUAUUAAUGUAUUACGUGGACUGCAACAGUUCUAGAAGACCUACACCUUCACAAGGGGCAGGCAAUAAAUAUUGGCUGGCCAGGAAUGCCAUAUCCCACAAAUGAAUUAAAAAUGUGUAGAAGUGAUUGUAUACUUAUUGCUGUCUUCACCUUCAAUGAUCUGUACACAUAUAUCCACCCAGGCUGUCUGUACCUGCCUUCCCUUUUGAAUUGUACCUCUUAUUUUAUGUUGUCUUUCAAUGUUCAUCACACAUUGCCUCACACUACUCUGUAUUGACACCUGCCACCUAUCUGCCGUCUCCACCAACUUUUCAAUGUUCUUUUGGAGUUUCACACUGUCCUCACAGUUUAUAAUUCUUCCAAGUUUUGUGUCUUCUGCAAAUUUUGAAAUUGUCCCCUGCACAUCAAGAUCUUAAUCAUUAAUAUAUAAAGCAGGACCCCAGUACUGACCCUUGGGGAACUUCAUUACAAACCUUCCUCCAACUCAAAAAAUAUCCAUUAACUAUUACUCUCUGUUUCCUAUCUUUCAACCCAAUCAUCUACAUUGCAACAACAAAGAGGAGUACACCACAGGAACAAGCCCUUUGUCCCUCCAAGACUGUAUUGAUACAUGAUGCUUUUCUAAACUAAAAAUCCUUUUGCCUCUAUGUGGUCCAUAUCCCUACCUAAUCAUAUAUCUAUCAAAAGAUGCCUUUUAAACAUUGCUAUUGUAUCCGCCUCUAUCAUCCAUAUGUUUAUCCAAUGACCAUUUAAAUGCCCUUAAAGUUGGCGAGUCUACUAUUGUUGCAGGCAGGGCAUUCCAUGCCCUUACUCUGACUUCUCUCUCCUAAAUCUAUCACUCCUCAAUUUAACACUAUGACCCCUCGUGCUAGCCAUCACCAUCUGAGGAAAAAGGCUCUCACUGUCCACCCUAUCUAAUCCUCUGAACAUCUUAUAUGUCUCUAUUAAGUCGACUCUUAACCUUCUUCUCUCCAACGAAAGCAGCCUGAAGUCCCUCAGCCUUUCCUCAUAAGAUCUUCCCUUCAUACCAGGCAACAUCCUGGUAAAUCUCCUCUGCACCCUUGCCAAGCUUCCACAUCCUUCGUAUAAUGCAGCGACCAUAACUAUACGCAACACUCCAAGUGCAGCCGCACCAGAGUUUUGUACAGCUGCAACAUGACCUCGUGGCUCCAAAACUCAAUCCCUCCACCAAUAAAACCUAACACAUCGUAUACCUUCCUAUCAACCUGGGUGGCAACCUUCAGGGAUCUAUGCACAUGGACACCGAGAUCUCUCUGCUCAUCCACACUACCAAGAAUCUUACCAUUAGCCCAGUACUCUGUAUUCCUGCUACUCCUUCCAAAGUGAAUCACCUCACACUUUUCCACAUUAAACUCCAUUUGCCACCUCUCAGUCCAGCUCUGCAGCUUAGCUAUGACCCUCUGUAACCUGCCACAUCCUUCCGCACUAUCCACAACUCCACCAACUUUAGUGUCAUCCGCAAAUUUACUAACCCAUCCUUCUAUGCCCUCAUCCAGGUCAUUUAUAAAACUGACAAACAGCAGUGGCCCAAAACAGAUCCUUGCAGUACACCACUAGUAACUGAACUCCAGGAUGAACAUUUCCCACCAACCACCACCCUCUGCCGCCUUACAGCUAGCCAAUUUCUGAUCCAAACCACUAAAUCACCCUCAAUCCUAUGCCUCUGUAUUUUCUGCAAUAGCCUACCCUGGGGGCCCUCAUCAAACGCUUUACUGAAAUCCAUGUACACCACAUCAAUCACUUUCCCCUCAUCCACCAGUUUGGUCACCUUCUCAAAGAACUUAAUAAGGUUUGUAAGGCACGAUCUACCCUUCACAAAACCGUGUUGACUAUACCUGAUCAAAUUAUUCCUUUCUAGAUAACAGUUCUUGCAUUUACUGUUUACUUACCACCUACAUUAGAUCUUCCAAAAUGUACAACAUUGCAUUUGCCCUGAUGAAUUUCCAUCUGCGCAAGUCUCCAGUCUAUCUGUAUUCUGCUAUAUCUUCUAGCAAUUGUCACUAUCCGCAGCUCCCCUAAUCUUUGUGCUGUCCACAAAUUAGGCCACAUAUAUUCUCCUCCAAAGGGGUGCCAGCACUGAUCCUUGUGGAACACCACUGAUCACAGAUCUCCAGGCAGUAAAACACCCUUCCACUGUUGCUGCCUAUCUUCUAUGACUAACCCAGUUCUGUAUUCAUUUUACCAGCCCACUGUGGAUCUCAUGUGACUUCACUUUUUGCAUUAGCCUGCCAUGAGGGAUCUUGUCAAAGGUCUUUCUAAACUCUAUUUAAACAAGAUCUACCACUGUGCUCUCGUCAAUUAUCUUUGUUACUUGCUCAAAAAAGCCAUUCAAGUUUGUGUGAUGCGUCUCCUCCACAAGUUUCCUUGGAAGUCUAUUGCAUGGCACCGUAUCAAAUGCAUUCCGGAAAUCCAUGUAGACCACAUUAAACAACAUGAUGCUGAUUAACCCUUUCUGUUACCUCUUCAAAAAACUCUAGCAGGUAAGUAAAGCAUGAUUUCCCCUUCAGACAUUCGUGUUGACUCUUCGAGUCAAGCCAAAUUUUUCCAUGCGAUUGCUAAAUACAUUCAAAUAAGUUGUCUUCUACAACUGAACUGAACUUAACUGAUCUGUACGCACUGGGAUUAUCCUUACAACCUUUCUUAGCACACUCUUUGUCACACUUCCUCAUGCAUUUCCUCACCAAAUCUCUCACUCCUUCACACACUAAAUCCCUCACAUUCUCUCUCCCUCUCACAAUCUCACACUCUCACCCUCCUUCACACUGUCUCCUUCCCCACACACUAACACUCUCACUCCCUCUCUCACACCAUCCCUGUCAUUCCGUCCCUCACACACACACUUGGUGCUCUUCAGUGCUGAAUUCUGUGUUUCUGUCACAGGAAGUAACAGGUGGGAGUGAUUUAUUCCUUAUUUCUAGCUGUGUGCUGUACCUGAGCAGGUUUGUUCUGAAAGACUCCAGUUUGCAAUAGUAAAGGGAUGACCAUGUAGUUCCUCAUCCACCAACUGUAAAUAUGUCACUGAUUAUUCUGUAUGUUGUGAGCUGUGCAAUCACUUGCACUCAUUCUGACAAUAACUCCAGGUCCUCAAUAUGUGAUGGUGGAAUUAAAGUUAUUUAUUAACACUUGUUAUGAGACUACUUUAUACAUUAAAAUAAUCCAACUUUU